Messenger RNA from Eublepharis macularius, 2237 nucleotides. It is a transcript of the gene UBE2QL1, whose product is annotated as ubiquitin conjugating enzyme E2 Q family like 1. Bases 84 to 998 code for a protein of 304 amino acids. The record is from RefSeq and is a predicted model, not a curated record. The transcript has 2 exons. NCBI's taxonomy places the organism in Eukaryota, Metazoa, Chordata, Lepidosauria, Squamata, Eublepharidae.
GCGGCGUGGGUGGCCGGCUGGCUAGCGGCGCGUCUCCCCCCGGGGCGCUCCCUCGCUGACUCGCCCCCUCCCCGCGCCAGAAGAUGGCUACUCUGCUGCGGAAGAUCGGCCUGAUCCGCCUCCACAACCGGGACACGGAGGACCCCAAGCACCACCACCACCACCACCGCGGCAGCUUCCAGCAGGGCUCGUCGCUGCGCGGCAGGAGCAACCCCAGGAGCAAGGCGGCCGCGCCGUCGCAGGGCAGCCCCAGCAAAGAGGGCGGCGGCGCCAGCAGCCCGGCCGCGCGCAACAAGCCCAAGAAGGCGCCCGAGCCCGCCAAGGCCAAGCCGCCGCCGCCGCCGCCGCCCCCCGACGGCGCCCGGGAGGCGGGCAGCGGCCGGGAGGCGGGCUCGGGCCGGGAGCCGUCGGGGGGCGGCGGGCGCUCCGGCUCGGGCUCGGCCUUGGCCCCCGCUGCGCUGGUGCCGGCCGGCCGGCAGGCGCACUGCACGCAGGUGCGCACCCGACGGCUGAUGAAGGAGCUGCAGGACAUCGCCCGCCUGAGCGACCGCUUCAUCUCGGUGGAGCUGGUGGACGAGAGCCUCUUCGACUGGAACGUCAAGCUGCACCAGGUGGACAAGGACUCGGUGCUGUGGCAGGACAUGAAGGAGACCAACACGGAGUUCAUCCUCCUCAACCUCACCUUCCCGGACAACUUCCCCUUCGCCCCGCCCUUCAUGCGGGUCCUCAGCCCCCGCCUGGAGAACGGCUACGUCCUGGAUGGCGGCGCCAUCUGCAUGGAGCUGCUCACCCCCCGCGGCUGGUCCAGCGCCUACACUGUCGAGGCCGUCAUGCGCCAGUUCGCCGCCAGCCUCGUCAAGGGCCAGGGCCGCAUCUGCAGAAAAGCUGGGAAGUCAAAAAAGUCCUUCAGCCGUAAAGAAGCCGAAGCAACGUUUAAGAGUUUGGUGAAGACCCACGAAAAAUAUGGGUGGGUCACUCCUCCGGUGUCCGACGGCUGAUGCUGCUUGUGACCUGUCCAUCAGACGCUAAAUGAGACACCAACAAAAAAUGAAGUACUCUGACAUCUCCUCAAUGCGCAUACCACACAUUCAUCCUUUUUCUACUUCAGCUUCUGUUAGAGAUCAUGAAUGUCAUGGAGACGUCCAAAUUAUUUAUGAACGGAUCUGUUUACAGGGGAGGGGGCGGGAGGGAAAUGCUGUAUAAGAUUAUAUUUUGAAACUGGCAAAAACGAUCGGAUUGAUUAUCUUCGAAGUCACUUUAGAGCAGAUGUUGCGAUUGUAUCGCCUGCCCCUUCUCCAUCCAAGCUCCGCUGUCGUCGCCACCGCUUCUUUCUCUGGCCCAGCAGCACCAACCAGCAGUCCCGGAAAUUCCAUCCGCUGUUGCUCCAUCCAUUUGUAUGUUUAAAAAAAUGAAGCUGUUAAUAUUUAAAUAUGGAAGCAAGUGCAUUGCAGAUUCAUGGUUGCUGUGCUGUUUUUAAAAUCUAUGUUUCUGAGCAGGUCAACCUAACUUUGAAGAUGUGUUUCUUUUGUGUGGAGCUGUGGUCUGCCGUGGCUGAAUUUCAGGCCCCAUUUGUGCUCUGUGAUAUGACCGUUGAUUUCCUCAAAAACAAAAUACCAGGAUUCUAGCAAAGACCCAAGCUCUAGUGUUGGAAACGGGAAAAAAGCAUGCGUUGGUCAAAAUUGUGCUAGCUCCGGUGAUAAUGUAGUGUGUGGUUGCACAGUGCAAAAAAGCAUGAUCACGGGGAGGUCAAAAUGGUUUGGGACGCAGAUCCACCUGAUCCAAGAGGACAGCAAGGGGUUGGUGGCCCAGAUAACUUCUAUCUUCCUAGUAGGACAAGGUACUUAAAGAACUCCAUAUUUACCUUUCCACCUCUGCAACAGCCAAACAAAAUAAAAUGAGACUAAAUACAGAAGAACUAAACUUAUGGUACUCAAAUUUUUUAAAAAUGAUGUACCAGUUACAAAAGCUAAGUCAGAUUUUUAAGAACUAAGGCAUUUCUAUGACUAUUUGCAUGCCUUGAUUCUCCCCCCACCCCAACAUAAUAGAGACGUUAUGUCCUUUCAGCCCCAAUGUCAGAGAGAAUCGACUAAUAUAUAAAGGCCCAGCAGGGUCAUUAAUGAGUCAUGUUCCCCCUUCUACUAAAUGAGUUUUGAAGACUUCAUACAGCGUUCCUAAGAACAUGAAGGAUGAGCUUGGAAAUGUGAAACCUAACUGUGUUGGACACAUUCUGAAUAAAA